GCGCUGCGGACGGGUGCGCCGAGCCCCAGCCUCGGGGUGCGCCCAGUGGUCGCCCUCAGCGGCGCCUCUCCUUCGUGGCGGCGAACAUGUUCUCAGUGAGGGUCGUGACCGCCGAUUACUACAUGAGCAGCCCGCUCCCCGGCCUCGACCCCUGCCAGUCCUCCUUUAGGGAGGCCCCCGUGAAGAAGGUGCCCGUGGUGAGAGUCUUCGGUGCCACUCCAUCGGGUCAGAAGACUUGUCUCCAUUUACAUGGUAUUUUCCCUUACUUGUAUGUGCCAUACGAUGGUUAUGGACAUUUGCCAGAUAAUUAUCUGCGUAGUUUGGCAUUCAGCAUUGACCGGGCACUCAAUGUCACUUUAGGAAAUCCAUCUUCUUCUGUUCAGCAUGUGUUUAAGGUGUCACUAGUAUAUGGAAUGCCUUUUUAUGGAUAUCAUGAAAAAGAAAGGCAAUUUAUGAAGAUCUAUCUUUACAAUCCUGCUAUGGUAAAAAGAGUAUGCGAGCUUCUACAAGGUGGCGCUAUAAUGAAUAAAAUUUACCAACCUCAUGAAGCUCAUAUUCCCUACCUCCUUCAGCUCUUUAUAGAUUAUAACUUAUAUGGAAUGAACUUAAUCAAUCUGGCUGCAGUCAAGUUUAGAAAAAUAAAGAAAAAAGGUGAUGCAUUUGAAGAAAUUGCAAGUUGCGGAGAUAAUUGGACAAAAUCUGCUACCAGACCCCAUCAGUGGGAAGAUAAUCAGAUUCCUAGCUCUUUGAUAUUGGAAGGUAUAGAGCCACAGAGUACCUGUGAAUUGGAAGUGGAUGCAGUAGCUGCUGAUAUUUUAAAUAGAUUGGAUAUUGAAGCCCAGAUUGGUCAGAAUCCAGGGUUACAAGCAAUAUGGGAGGAUGAGAAACAGCGUCGUCGGCAGAACAAAGAGUCAUCCCAAAUUACUCCUCCUAACUCACAAGAUCGUGGAUUUGUGGCCCCAACAGAAAGUGAAAGAAUCUUUCAGAAGAGACUUAAAGAAAUACUCAAACAAAGUGAUUUUUCUGUGACAUCUGGCUCAAUAGACAGCAAUAAUGAAUCUCAAGAAUUCUCUGCUGAAUUGACAUUACAUUCUGAGAUACCUAAAAUUGUUUCAUGCUCACCAGCAAAUAUGAUAGAAGUACACAGUGAUAAGGAACUGCACAGAGAAGAUUCCGAAAGCAAAUACAAAGAGGAUGCACUUAUAAAUGAAGAAGCCAUUUUGAAUAUAAUGGAAAAUAGUCAAUAUUUCCAACCCGUAUCUCAGAGAUUUAUGAAUAACAGUGCUGAUCAAGCCAUGAUAGAUCUUUUAGCUGAAUUGGAGGAUGAUGGGUAUGAGAUUGUACAACAAAAUGCAUCAUCACAGCAUUAUUCUUCUGGACACCAUAGAAAUCUUCAGAACAGUGAUGAUGAAGAAAAUGAGCCACAGAUUGAAAAAGAAGAAAUGGAGCUCAGUUUGCUAAUGUCCCAACAAUGGGACAGCAGCUCAAAUGAUGAUGCAAAGAGAAGGUCAAUGGGCAGAAGUAGAAAUCAAAGUUCAGGUGAAGAUGAUAGUUCUUCUGAAGAUGAUAUGGACUGGAAUGAUAAUGUGCUUCUAGCAAGCCUUUCUAUACCUCAAUUAGAUGGAACUGCAGAUGAAAAUGGUGACAAUCCUUUGAACAAUGAAGGUUCUCGGACCCACACCUCUGCAAUUGCAACAAGUAAAACUGUAAAGACUACAAUUUUUCAUAAAGAUGCUGCUACUCUGGAACCCCCAUCAUCUGCCAAAAUAACUUUUCAAUGUAAACACACAAGUGCCCUUUCUUCUCAUGUUUUGAAUACUGAUGACUUAGAAGGUCUUACUCAACCAAGCAUGAUAGAUAUAAGACCUGACUUAUCAAUCCAUUCUCUUUCAAAUGAAAGUAUUUACAACAUGAAAUACCCAGCAUCCUUCAACAAUAUCCUUCAUUCUGAAAAGCCACAUCAGGAAAAUAAUAAAAGUGAAAAAGGCCCUGUUUUGUGUGAAGACAUCUCUUCUGUAAACAGACACUUGCCUAGCAGAAAGUAUGCUGGAAUUAGAAAGGUUGCAAAGGAUGUAUCUCAGCAUAUGAACCACCAAAUUAGUGAAAAUAUUCUAACAAAGAAGUCUAACUUUGUAGAUUUAGUUUAUUCCAAAAAUAAAACAUCUUCUGAAAUAAAUAUAAAAGCAAACACCACCGAUUUAAAUAGCCUUUUCCCAGCACCAGAAAACUGUGAAACUAUGUCUUGCUCAGAGACUCAGACUCUUAUUCUUUCUUCUGAAAAAAGCACUGACGGAGAUAGCCUUAAUAACUUUAAACUUAGAUACGAAGAAUUUGAGGAACACAAGACUGAAAAAACAAAUGUAAAUCAACAGGCAGCACACUAUAUGUUCUUUCCUAGUGUAGUUCUUUCUAAUUGCCUCAAUCAGCCGCAGAAAUUGGGCCCUGUGACAUACAAACUACAACACUGCAAAAAACAGUCUAAGCUAAAACGAAGUAAAAAGAAAAUGGUUCUUAGCAAUCAGCAGUCUUCAAGUGCCAUGGAUACUUUAUCUACAAAAGAAAGCUGCUAUGUACAAGAUAAUGCAAGUAGCAAUAUUUCUGAUAGAGACAUUUUGUUACCCAAUGAUACUCAAAUUCAUCAUACGGUUUUUGAAAACAAAAUGUCCAAAGACACUAGGAACUAUACUGAUUGUCAUUUUGAAGAUUUUGCUCAAGAAUCUGAGCAAACAUUUGGGCUGUGUAGUAAUAAAUAUACACUCCGAGCUAAACGUAAAAUAAAUUAUGAAACUGAAGACAGUGAAUCUAGUUUGGGCAUACAUAAUUCAAAAAUCAUGCUACCUCAUUCUACUGUAGAAAAUGAUGAAGAUGUUGAUGGUUCUAAAAAAUUUAGAAAACGAAGGCGGCUUUCUAGAAAAUUGCCACCUGUUAUUAUAAAAUAUAUUAUUAUUAAUAGGUUCAGGGGGCGGAAAAAUAUGCUUGUUAAGUUGGGGAAAAUAGAUUCUAGUGAGGAACAAGUGUUACUUACUGAAGAGAGAAUGAAUCUAUAUAAGAAGCUUGCACCUUUGAAGGACUUCUGGCCAAAAGUUCCUGAUUCACCUGCAACCAAAUAUCCUAUUUAUCCAUUAACACCAAAGAAAAGUAACAAAAGAAAAGCAAAAUGUAAGUCCACCAAGAAAAGGCUGGGUGGGAACCCACAAAAUAUAAAAAGUAAAACUAUUAGAAGAACCCUGUAUUUCAGAAAAAGGACUCAUGCCUUUCUUUCCGCUCCUCUGCCAUCAUACAAUGCUGAAACUGAAGAUUGUGACUUGAAUUAUAGUGAUGUUAUGUCUAAAUUAGGUUUUCUGUCAGAAAGAAGUGCAAGUCCAGUUAAUGUAUCCCCACCCCGGUGCUGGUCUCCCACUGAUCCAAAUGCUGAAGAAAUUGCGUGUAAUCUAGAAAAAGAAACAUUAGUGUUUAAAAAUACUAAUACGUUCAGCAGUAAAACUGUUAAUUCCAAUGUAGGAAAACACGUUCAGUCAAAAACUCAGGUUAAAAAAUGUAGAAAGCAAUUUGCUAAUGCUACUAUAAGAAGCAAAAAAAGCAAUCAGUCUAAUAAACCUAGAAAUAAUUUGAAGAAAAAGCCAAGAUCAAAACAAAAACAAAAAUUUAAAAAAGUUUCAACAUUGGUGACAGUUGCAGAUGGUCAAAAUAGUAUUCCUCCUGUAACAGAACGUAAACCUACACCACACCCCUGGGAUUUACCUGAGAAUGUUCACAACCUAGGAAAUUCACAACCAUUUACAAAAGAGCUUGCAUCCACUAGCUGUACUACAGGACAUCCAUCUUCAGCACAGCUUUCAUUAACAGCUAAUGCCCAAGUAAAUCCAUUGAUUUAUUUCCAGUCAUUGUUGGAAAAUGAAAAGCCUAUUGGACACCAAGGUUUCAGUUUGACAGAGGAUCUUCAUCCAGACAUAGCUUCUCUGAUAUCUGGAAGGGAAAAAGCCAAAAUAAAUUUCCAAAGAUCUAACAGUCAGAGUGGUAUAUUUAGGAUGGAAGAAUCCUCAGUUCAAAAUAAUGUAUAUGACCAGUGUAACUGUAUAUCUCAGGUAGCACUGAAGGCUUAUAGUUCUAAGGAUGCACUUAAAAAGACAGAAGAAGUUACAAAUUCACAAAACAAACUUUUAUCCUCUGUGGGAAAAGUAAAUGAAAACUGUAUUUCUUCUGAUGUGAUCAAUACUGAUCAGAUUCAUCCUGGUAACCUCCUGCAUUGUAAAGAUAAUCAGCAGCAAAUAGUUCAUUUGUCAGAAGCAACAAAGCAGGCUGAUCAUAUUUCUUCUUUUUUAAAAACUUCUGGGGAAAGCCAUGGAUCUUUUCAGUUACCAAAAAAAUGCUUUAUAGCUUCUUUAAGAAGUCCGAUGAACAAAUUAGAAUGGGAACAGAAACAGAAGGGAUUUAUUUUGGAUGUGGCACAUUUUAGCCCUGAAAAAAAUACAAAACAAAAAGUAGUGUCGGAAACAAUAUCUCAAGCCCAAACAGAUUCUCAAUGUAAGAGCAAGGGUCUGGUAACUCCUUCAGCAUUCAAUGAAGGGCAAUCUGGCUUAGCAGUUCUGAAAGAAUUGCUCCAAAAGAGACAACAGAAAAUGCAUAUGAACAACAUUCAUGAACAAGCAUCAGUUAAAUCUCAGUCAAACAUAGAUGCAUCCUUGUUUGCUGAUUCAAAUAAACCAGCAAAAAAACCUGGUUCUGUUGCAUCCUCAAGAAAGCCUCGUAUUCCCAGGGAUAAAAAAUCUAAAGAAAAGGUGGUAAAGCUUUUAAAAGACUCAGCCAAACAACUAAGUAAUAAAACUGGCCAUGUUACACUUACUGAUACUUCUAUUCUUUAUUCAGAUGCAGGUUUUGAAAGCUGUUACUCACUUGAAGAUAGUCUGUCACCUGAUCAUAAUUACAAUUUUGAUAUUAAUGCUAUAGGGCAGACUGGAUUUUGUAGUUUGUAUUCUGCAAGUCAGUUUGUCCCAGCAGAUCAAAAUUUACCACAGAAGUUUCUGAGUGAUGUAGCUCAGGACCAUUAUCCAGGUCAAACAGCAGAAACUGAAUUUUUGAAUCAUAAUAAAGUAUCAAAGGAAGAAAAUAUGCAUAAUACAGAUACUCAAUCUUGGUUAAGAUCUGGCCAACAUAGUCCUCAACGUUUUGAUAAAAGAUGUCUGGAAAACAAUGAAAAUCUUCUCCACAAUCAGUGGAAAACCAUUCUUCCAUCUACGUCUCAACCUGGUUCACCAGCAGUUGGUCAGCAGGCUGAAAUGUGUCAUAAAGAACAACUUCAGUUGGAUAGAAAUAUAAUGAAGAAAGCAAUUUUUCUUAAUCUUUCAUCUCCAAAUGGUGAUUGGAGUCAAAAUCCCUUUAGAAAGGAAGUCAUUUCUGAAUCUGGGCAAUUGCUUGAUUCAGCUGGUAUUUCUUUUUCUUCUAUUUUAUCUUCCCCCGAUGGUGAACUUAUGGAUGCUGCUUCUGAAGAUUUAGAGUUGUAUAUUUCAAGAAACAAUGAGGGAUUAACACCAACCCCUGACAGUUCACCUAGAUCUACAAGCUCUCCAUCACAGUCAAAAAAUGGGAGCUCUACAGUUCGUGCUGCUCACAUCCUUAAACCUCUAAUGUCACCUCCCAGUCGUGAAGAAAUCAUGUCAACUUUAUUAGAUCAUGAUCUGGCAGAAACAAUUUAUCAAGAACCUUUUUGCAGCAACCCCUCUGAUGUACCUGAAAAGCCAAGAGAGAUUGGAGGACGAGUACUUACAGUAGAAUCUAGACUUCCAAAUGAUCUACUUGAAUUUGAAGGAGAUUUCUCUUUGGAGGGACUACAACUCUGGAAGACUGCAUUUUUGGCAAUGGCACAGAGUCCUAGGCCAGGUUCUCCCCUUCGAAAUAGCCAAUUUUCUACUGAUAAAAAACAAAGGAACACCCGUAAAAUUAAUGACAAAAAGAUAGUGAUCAUGCCUUGCAAAUGUGCACCAAGCUAUCAGCAAAUUCAGUCAUGGCUUCAAGCCAAAGAAGAUUACGAAUAUUUUAAAAAAAGAGCUGUCAUCAAAUCAAUUGAAAUAGAAAAGAUUGAUGAGAGUUUGAACAAUAUGUCUUUGCCUAAGAAUCUGUGUGAUCAGAUAGUCAAGGUUGCUGUGAGUUCUGGUACACCAAGCAAACCUGCUGUACAAUCAGAAGAUCUGUGCUUUUCAUCUUCAAAUCCCACAUCACCUCAAACUAUGGAAAAGUUUGGUGUAAAUGUCUCUGAAAUGAGUAAGUCUACUGUUAAAGUAAAGACAAUGCCACUUGUCCCUGCAGCAAUAGAUAAGGAUAAAAAAGAGGAAGAUUGUACCAAUUACAGUUCUCCUGAUUCACCAGGACUUCCUCCCUGGCAACAAGUUGUACCCACUGAUUCUAAGCAAUCUAAUUUAGAAGACUCAGAGGGUAUAUUGUCUUCUCUAGAAGAAAAUAAAUCUGUAGCUGAGAAAGAACAGAAAUCUGUCAAAAAGGAAAGCAAAAUACCAUUUUGUGUCUCCCCAUUGAGCAAAGAACCAGAUGGCAAUUCUGAUAUUUGCUUUCAUAGUACACCUAUCAGGGAACAUAUGUCUAAAGAAGAAGCACUUGGAUGUACUCCGUUAUCAGCCAUAGGACGAGAUAUUCAAAAAUUUAGUUCUAGACGAGGAAGAAAUGUUGAUGCACUUCGUAAAGUACUUUUAACAACACAAAUUAAAAACCAGUUCACUACUAUAAAUACUCAAAAGAAAGAAACUUCUCAGAUUGAAGGACCGUCUUUGAACAAUUCUUAUGGUUUUAAAAUAAGUGUACAAAACCUGCAAGAAGCAAAGGCUUUACAUGAGGUACAGUAUCUUACACUGCUAAGUAUGGAAUUGCAUGCUCGAACCAGAAGAGAUUUGGAGGCGGAUCCUGAAUUUGAUCCUAUCUGUGCUUUAUUCUACUGCAUCUCAUCUGACACACCAUUGCCAGAUACUGAGAAAAUGGAAAUCACUGGUGCUAUAGUGAUUGAUAAAGACAGAGCAAGAACUAUCUCAAGCCAAGGUAAUAGAGAACAUGCCCCUUUGCUUGCAAGAUCUGGUAUCUCAGGGUUGGAAGUCACAUAUGCUACUGAUGAGAGAGCACUUUUCCAGGAGGUAGUGAAUAUUGUUAAAAGGUAUGAUCCAGAUAUUAUGUUAGGCUAUGAAGUCCAAAUGCAUUCUUGGGGAUACCUCUUACAGAGAGCUGCUGCUCUGGAUGUUGAUUUAUGUCAGAUGAUCUCUCGUGUUCCAGACGAUAAGAAAGAGAACAGAUUUGCUUCAGAUCUAGAUGAAUAUGGAGCAGAUACAAUGAGUGAAAUAAACAUUGUUGGAAGAGUUAUAUUAAAUAUCUGGAGAAUUAUGAGACAUGAGGUGGCUUUGACCAACUAUACAUUUGAAAAUGUGAGCUUUCAUAUACUUCAUCAGCGUUUCCCACUCUUCACUUCUCGAGUUCUGUCUGAUUGGUUUGACAACAAGGCAGACAUCUAUCGGUGGAAAAUCGUAGAUUAUUAUAUUAGUCGUGUUCGUGGGAAUAUACAGCUAUUAGAACAAGUGGAUUUGAUUGGCAGAACAAGUGAAAUGGCAAGGCUGUUUGGAAUUCAGUUCUUGCAUGUAUUGACAAGAGGAUCACAGUAUCGUGUGGAAUCAAUGAUGCUACGAAUUGCCAAACCAAUGAAUUACAUUGCUGUGACACCUGGCGUUCAACAGCGAGCUCAAAUGAGAGCCCCUCAAUGCAUUCCUUUAAUAAUGGAGCCAGAAUCUCGUUUCUACAGUAAUACUGUCCUUGUGCUAGAUUUUCAGUCUCUAUACCCAUCCAUAGUGAUAGCAUACAAUUACUGCUUUUCCACAUGCUUGGGACAUAUUGAAAACUUGGGGAAAAAUGAUGAAUUUAAAUUUGGAUGCACAUCUCUGAAAGUGUCUCCUGAUCUACUAUACCAGCUUCGACAUGAUAUCACAAUCUCACCCAGUGGAAUAGCUUUUGUUAAGCCUUCUGUAAGAAAGGGUGUACUGCCAAAAAUGCUGGAAGAAAUUUUAAAGACUAGAAUAAUGGUGAAGCAAUCAAUGAAAGCUUACAAGCUUGACAAAACUAUCACUCGAAUGCUUGACGCACGUCAGCUUGGCCUUAAACUUAUAGCAAAUGUCACUUUUGGUUAUACUGCUGCUAAUUUUUCUGGAAGGAUGCCAUGUAGUGAAAUUGCUGAUAGUAUUGUGCACAAAGCCAGAGAGACCUUGGAACGUGCAAUAAAAUUAGUGAAUGAUACAAAGAAAUGGGGAGCACGGGUUGUAUAUGGGGACACAGACAGCAUGUUUGUACUACUGAAAGGAGCUACCAAGGAACAGUCAUUUAAAAUUGGUCAAGAAAUUGCUGAAGCGGUAACAGCUACCAAUCCCAAACCAGUCAAAUUGAAGUUUGAAAAGAAAGAUGCUUGCUUAUGACCGACGGUCUGAACCACGUGUUGGUGAAAGAGUUCCAUAUGUCAUUGUUUAUGGCAUGCCAGGAUUGCCUCUCAUACAGUUGGUUAGACGGCCCAUUGAUGUUUUGCAAGACCCAAAUCUGAGGCUGAAUGCAACCUACUAUAUAACGAAGCAGAUUCUUCCUCCCCUGGCUAGGAUCUUAUCUCUCAUUGGCAUAGAUGUUUUCGGUUGGUAUAAUGAAUUACCAAGGAUCCAGAAAGUGUCCACAAUUUCUCGCACUGAGCAAGAAUGCCGAAAAGGAACAAUUUCCCAAUAUUUCACUACCCUACAUUGCCCUGUGUGUGAUGAAUUGACACAGCAUGGAAUCUGCAAUAAAUGUAGGAGCCAACCACAGCAUGUUAUUGUGAUGCUAAAUCAGGAAAUCAGAGAGUUGGAGCGUAAACAUGAACAAAUAACCAAGAUAUGCAAGAAUUGUACAAGUUGCUUUGAUCGACAGAUACCAUGUGUUUCAUUGAACUGUCCGGUGCUUUUCAAAGUCUCCAGAGUGAGCCGAGAAUUAUCUAAGGCACCAUAUCUUCGUCAACUACUUGAUCAGUUUUAGAUUGCCUAAUGUCACAGGAUUCCAGGUGCUAUUUUUGUUUUCAAUGUUUACCACUCUAAAACUGUCCUGCAUGGUCCUUCAAUUUCAUCUUGUCCAGGAUUUUCAUACAUUGUUGACGUGUUCUAAAAAUAAUGAAUGUUUGUUCUAAGUAAAUUAAAAAUACAUUUGAUAAUCUGUUAAUAAUUCAUUUUUAAUGAUGCCAUUCUUUUGCCUUUUUAACAUUGUUUAUAAUACAAAUGUUGAAAUAACCGUGUUAACAUCUUGUAAACCCAUUUCAGAAUUUAAAAAAAUUCCCUGUGGAUUUCUGUAGUAAUACUGAAAAUCUUUGGGAAACUGCUAUUGUGUUUUAUUGAACUAUCAGGAUGUGCGUUACUGGUAUCUCAUCAACUUUAAAUUUUGACUGCAAAAUAUUUUGUAAAUACACUUUUUUACUUUUCAAAUAACUGACUAAAAUAAUGUGCAAUGGAUUUUAUACAAUUUUAAAGUUGAUUGGGAUAUUUCUUCAUUUUGCUUGAUUCCAAGUAGAUUUGUUGUUUUGAUGAAACUGCAAACAGUAGUAAGUGUAGCAUUUUUGAAACAUUUUCUAAAAUCACUGUCUUGCUUUGGCUAUUAAUGGGGGCAUUGUGAGGAACUGUGCAAAGACAUUUUUGUUAUAAACUGUGGGAUUGUUGCAAUACUUUAAAUAAAAAAUCCAUUUUUGCUUUUGUAUAGACAUUUCUAUUGCUUCUAAAUAUGCUUAAAUAUUUCAUUAUGUACUGUACAGUUAAAAUUUAUUUGCCAUCAUAAAGAAAUGUGUAUUUAGAAUAUUUGUAAAACUGUAUAAAAUAAGAAAUUAUGUGGUCACAGUACAUUUUUUUAAUUGGAAAUCAUUUUGUUUUUAAAAAUUAUUGCAACCAUAGUAAAUUUAAUAAAAUCAAAUAAAUGUGCAUUUUUAAAUCUCAUUGUAGUUGAACUGGAAUGUUUUAAACAAUGUUACUAAAUUGACAUGGAUUAGAGUUCUCUUUAAUGAGCAGAAAUUGCUCAGUGUUGCUAUUCAAAAAGCCUAUAAUUAAUAUAUAAAAUACCAAAGAGUAUUUUGAUCUUCUUCUGAAUUUUACUGAAGAAUUUACUGAAGGAAUAUGGCCCUUGAAAAUAUGAGCUGGCAAAUGCUAUAGCCUACUGAUCUUUGGAGGAGACAAAUGGCCACAGAAAUAGCCAGAUGAUUCAAGCAACUAUACAGUGAAUAUAAAAUCUCAUGAAUUGCACCAUAGAAUUCUGUCAAUAAUUGUGUUUAUAUGAUUGGGGGGGGGGAUAUUAGUAUCACAUUUUUCCAACAUAUUUUUAAAGCAAAAAAUCAUUAUAAAAUUUUUAUAGUGUUUAUCCCAAACUAAUCAGUCCAAGUGUCUUAUGAAAUAAAUAGCUUUUUAAGUGGUUUUUUAAGGUCAAGAGGAUUGAGACACACUAUACACCAGGAAAGCAAUGUAUUUCAGUUAUGGGGGCAUACAUAGAUAAUAUCUAGCUUGUAGGAAAGGGGAUGGGAGGGUCCCCAGCUCAUGAUAUUAGGGCUUGGGGCUUAUUUAUGCAAUUGGUCAGGAAAGUUAGUCCCAAAAGUAUCCUGGAGUGACUGUAGGAUUGAAUUGGAUCUAGAACCAAACCACCAGUCAGUACAGCAAAUGUAGCAAAGUUGUCAAUACUGUUAAAGUGGACCUACCAGUAGGUAGACAAGUUUCAUAAUAUGGACUCAUUACAACUUCAUGAUUGUUCCAAAAGCUGCCCCGUGUAAAGUGUGCUACCUCUGAUGUGAUGAAUGCCUCAGUCACUUUUGUCAAGACCUCCCAAUAAAAAAGGGCUUGAAAUGACACCAGCAAAAACUGGUCAUGGUCUCCACCUGAUGCUAUCUGUCAUCUAACAAUGGUGCCUUCCCCAAUCAACAGCUUCAUUUAAAUGUUAACAGGGAAGAAAGCUGAACCCUGUGAAACAACCCCAGAUGCAACCAUUUAUUCCCAUUGCACAAGCAGGAAUCAAUCCAUGCUUAGUUCACAAGUGUUAUGGCAAAGAAGAAUGCUAUUAGAAAUAAAUUCCUAAAGAGACAAGCACUCAUUGCUUUUCCUUUUGGUGAACUCCAUGGUCAACACAUUCAGUAUCAUACUUAUAUUGUACCAUCUAAAACUUCUCCAGGCUUCAAGCAAAACAUGAAUAUUUGUUACUAUCUGUAUAGUAAUUAGUGUCUAAGCUUUGUCCUUGUAACUGUCUGUUCAUCGUGCACCAACUAUUCAAUUAUUACUUGCAGUCUUUCUCAGGGGCUUCCUGA
Thamnophis sirtalis is the source of this 11323-nucleotide messenger RNA. RefSeq names its product REV3 like, DNA directed polymerase zeta catalytic subunit (gene REV3L). Gene Ontology annotation, molecular function: nucleotide binding; DNA-directed DNA polymerase activity; DNA binding. The record is from RefSeq and is a predicted model, not a curated record. Gene Ontology annotation, biological process: error-prone translesion synthesis; double-strand break repair via homologous recombination. Lineage: Eukaryota; Metazoa; Chordata; Lepidosauria; Squamata; Natricidae. Gene Ontology annotation, cellular component: zeta DNA polymerase complex; nucleus.